Postia placenta MAD-698-R-SB12 is the source of this 835-nucleotide messenger RNA. RefSeq lists its product as hypothetical. Bases 33 to 800 code for a protein of 255 amino acids. The record is from RefSeq and is a predicted model, not a curated record. The transcript is spliced from 4 exons. NCBI's taxonomy places the organism in Eukaryota, Fungi, Basidiomycota, Agaricomycetes, Polyporales, Adustoporiaceae.
CAAGCACAUCCCCCCGACAAACACAUAUACCAAUGCAAUCCUCGAACGGCUACUCUAGGGCCACACCGCCCGCGAGCCCGCACAGACAGGCACCGCCCGGCUUCCUCAUCCCGCCCAAGCCAAAUGCUACCCCGAUCUCGCGUAUGAGUGCCCGCGAACUACGCGACCGCUAUGCACGCAACGCGAAGACCCUCGCAGAGCCGACAGCCUCCUCCUCCUCCUAUGCGCAACGCAUGGCGGCUGAGCAGGCUCAAAUUGAAUCUCGCCUAGUCGAGCUCGUAGGCAUGGAGAACCUACAGACCAAGAUGCAACAGACCUCCAUACAGGAUGAGGACCCCAUGAAGGUGGACUCCGUCCCGCAAUAUCGCGCGAUAGGUGCGAAGCAGAGAGCACUUGCGAAAUACGCAGCGCACAUUCCGAAAGACCAAGGCUCUCAAGGCUUCACAUUCGAGGAAGCCAUACGCAUCGAGCAAGAGGCACAUGAGGCAGACCGCAAGAGGCAGGAGGAACGUGAGGAGAGGCGAAGGCGGCAAGGCCUGUCUCCCACCGGUGAACAUCUCAGUAGGGCAGAACGAGAUCUCAGGAUGUGGGCCUUCAUGAGCUACGAACCUACGGACUCCGAUUUGGAGGAGGAGGAUGACGAUGAAGACGACGAUGACCCGGCCAGCUGGUUUGAGGAUGACCAGAGCGACGGCAUCAAGGGUCAGGACAUUAUCGAGCCAGAUUAUUAUGAAGACUAUUCGAGCGUCAUACGCAUUGAUGAGAGUAGGAUUCCGUAUUCCAUACCAAGAGAAGAAUAGGAAGAUUAUCCAGUUAAUCCAUGUGUAACAUGAUC